Messenger RNA from Oryza sativa Japonica Group (Japanese rice), 2406 nucleotides. RefSeq names its product receptor-like protein EIX2. NCBI's taxonomy places the organism in Eukaryota, Viridiplantae, Streptophyta, Magnoliopsida, Poales, Poaceae. Gene Ontology annotation, molecular function: protein binding. The record is from RefSeq and is a predicted model, not a curated record.
AUGCGUGGCAUCAACGACGCCGACAACACCCUCGCCUCGUGGCAAUGGGAGAAAGAUUGCUGCCGGUGGAUUGGCGUCACCUGCAGCAGCAACCGAAUCCGAAUGGCCGGCAAUGUCAUCCGGCUUGAACUCUCUGAGGCUUCUUUGGGUGGCCAAGUUUUGCAAGGCCGGAUGAGUCCUUCCUUGGCUUCUCUCGAGCAUCUUGAGUACCUCGACCUCAGUGCUCUCGUCCUUCCGGGCAUCAACAGCAGUAGCCCAAAGUUCUUGGGUUCUAUGACGAACCUGAGAUAUCUUGAUCUCUCUGGGUGUUUUCUCUCUGGUAGUGUGUCUCCUUGGCUCGGCAACCUUUCCAAAUUGGAGUACCUUGAUCUCUCUUUCUCAACCUUGUCAGGUAGGGUUCCACCUGAGCUCGGUAACCUGACAAGGUUGAAACAUCUGGACCUUGGUAACAUGCAACAUAUGUACUCGGCAGAUAUCUCAUGGAUUACUCAUCUGCGAUCCUUGGAGUAUCUUGACAUGAGCUUGGUGAAUCUGCUGAACACAAUUCCAUCUUUGGAGGUUCUCAACCUUGUGAAAUUCACACUUCCUAGUACACCCCAAGCACUCGCGCAACUAAACCUCACGAAACUCGUGCAGCUCGAUCUCUCGUCGAACAGAUUGGGCCAUCCAAUCCAAUCAUGUUGGUUUUGGAACCUGACGAGUAUCGAAUCCCUCGAGCUCUCUGAAACAUUUCUUCAUGGUCCGUUUCCUACCGCGCUAGGAAGUUUCACGGCACUCCAGUGGCUUGGGUUUAGUGAUAACGGUAAUGCAGCAACGUUGCUAGCGGACAUGAGAAGUCUCUGUUCUAUGAAAAGCUUGGGUCUAGGUGGUAGUCUAUCUCAUGGGAACAUAGAGGAUUUGGUAGACAGGUUGCCACAUGGUAUUACUAGAGAUAAACCAGCACAAGAAGGGAAUUUUACAAGUUUGUCUUAUCUUGAUCUUUCUGACAACCAUCUUGCUGGGAUUAUACCAUCAGAUAUUGCAUAUACCAUCCCUAGCUUAUGUCACCUUGACCUUUCUAGGAAUAAUCUGACUGGACCUAUACCCAUAAUAGAGAACUCUAGCUUAAGUGAGCUCAUCCUCCGUUCCAACCAACUAACGGGUCAAAUACCGAAAUUAGAUAGAAAAAUUGAAGUCAUGGAUAUCUCCAUAAACUUGUUGUCAGGGCCUUUGCCCAUAGAUAUUGGGUCUCCAAACCUUCUAGCACUAAUUCUGUCCUCUAAUUAUCUUAUCGGUCGAAUUCCAGAAUCAGUUUGUGAAUCACAGUCCAUGAUUAUCGUGGAUUUGUCCAACAAUUUUCUUGAGGGAGCCUUUCCCAAGUGUUUUCAGAUGCAAAGGUUGAUUUUCCUCCUCUUAAGUCACAAUAGCUUCUCUGCUAAACUCCCAUCAUUUCUCCGCAACUCAAAUUUGUUAAGCUAUGUGGAUCUAUCAUGGAACAAAUUCAGUGGAACAUUGCCACAAUGGAUUGGACAUAUGGUGAACUUGCAUUUUCUACACCUUAGCCACAACAUGUUUUACGGUCAUAUUCCAAUCAAAAUCACAAAUCUUAAAAAUCUCCACUACUUCAGUUUAGCAGCAAACAAUAUAUCUGGUGCAAUACCACGGUGUUUGUCAAAGUUAACAAUGAUGAUAGGAAAACAAUCGACAAUAAUAGAGAUCGAUUGGUUUCAUGCGUAUUUUGACGUUGUGGAUGGGUCUCUUGGAAGAAUUUUCUCUGUUGUGAUGAAGCACCAAGAACAACAAUAUGGUGAUAGCAUUCUCGAUGUGGUGGGCAUCGACUUGUCACUCAAUAGUUUAACUGGUGGAAUACCGGAUGAGAUCACUUCUCUUAAAAGAUUGCUCAGUUUAAAUUUAUCAUGGAAUCAAUUGAGCGGAGAAAUCGUAGAGAAGAUUGGGGCGAUGAAUUCAUUGGAAUCACUUGACCUCUCGCGGAACAAAUUUUCUGGUGAAAUUCCUCCAAGUUUGGCCAAUCUGGCAUAUCUAAGCUACUUGGACUUGUCAUACAAUAAUCUUACAGGAAGAAUUCCACGAGGAAGCCAACUCGAUACCCUCUAUGCCGAGAACCCUCACAUAUAUGAUGGAAACAACGGUCUCUAUGGUCCUCCCCUCCAAAGGAAUUGCUUGGGCAGUGAACUACCAAAGAAUAGCAGCCAAAUCAUGAGCAAAAAUGUUUCUGAUGAGCUAAUGUUCUACUUUGGACUUGGGUCCGGGUUUACAGUUGGUCUCUGGGUUGUUUUCUGUGUUGUAUUGUUCAAGAAAACUUGGAGAAUUGCCUUGUUUCGCCUCUUUGAUAGGAUACACGACAAAGUAUAUGUGUUUGUCGCCAUAACCUGGGCCAGUAUUGGUAGAGAGGCUACCACAGAUUAA